UCAAGUGACCACAAAAAACCCUCUGUAAUUCUACAUCGAUCUCUUUCACCUGAAAUCAUCGGAUAUUCUGUGGCGAAGUCAGGGGAAUCGGGCCGAGGUCCCUACGCUUCUUGCAGCCGUCAUCUGAAGGAAGGUGGUAUAAUCAAAAUGGCGUUGCCAGUAUUGAAAGAAUUCUUGUGCGGCAUGUCCGUCAGGACAGGCGCUUUAAUCAUAGGAUGGUUGUGUUUGAUAAAUUCCUUGUUUACCUUGCUGCCUGUAAUUAUUUACACAGGCAUGUACUUAGAAAUGUCCACUGAUCAAGAGAACAAGCUCAUCGAUUGGCUGACAAACGAGACAGAACAGAAAAUUUACGGCAACGAAUCUGUUUCACCAAUCGGCCAUAGUGACAAUGAGGAGUUUGUGAGAAAUGCUAUGGAAGGGACUGUUCUUUUUCUCAUCUUGUCAGGACUCAUCAGUGUCAUUGCUGCUACUAUGCUGAUCUGCGGUAUUCACAAGAAAAACGGCUGCCUUAUGCUGCCAUGGCUCGUCCUGGAUGCCAAGUCCUGCAUCCUCACCUUCCUCACGUUUGUCUUUUGGCUCAUCAUCAUGCCAUUUUCCAAAGUGUCAGCCGAUGGGCAUUUCUUGACAGACUUAUACACUAAAGCGGCCAUCACUUGCAUCCUUUUCUUCUCUGUCGUUGUUCCGGCUUAUGCUUUCUUGGUAGUCUACACCUGUUACCGUAAUGCAAAGUAUGAAAGGAGUCAAUAUGACAACUCUUUCCAAAAGUUGUAACCCAUUUUAAAAAUAUUAUUUUAUUUUUAUUUUUUCCUUUCUCAUAAUAAAAUCUUUAUUAACAAUGACUAUCAUAUAAUAUAUAUAUUGAAUUUGUGAUUUAUAUAAAAUGUAUAAUGUAAAGUAUUUUUAAACAAUGAACAAAAACAAAACGUGUUUAUAAGAAAUAAUUUUUCUUAGCGAGGCUGUAAAAAUAAAAUAUAUAUUUAGAAAAAAUCAAUGUAAUACUCAUGAUGGAUAUUUGUUCUAUUAAUGUUAAUGAAAUAUUCAAAAUUGAAUCUCACCAUUAUUUUAAAAAGGAAAAUUUUAUUUUGUAUCAGUGAAACAUUAGUUUAUUAGAACAUUAAAAAACAACUACCAAAA
Messenger RNA from Cimex lectularius (bed bug), 1134 nucleotides. RefSeq lists its product as uncharacterized. The record is from RefSeq and is a predicted model, not a curated record. The transcript is spliced from 6 exons. Lineage: Eukaryota; Metazoa; Arthropoda; Insecta; Hemiptera; Cimicidae. The coding region runs from base 148 to 771 and encodes 207 amino acids.